Messenger RNA from Nematocida major, 231 nucleotides. RefSeq lists its product as uncharacterized. The transcript has a single exon. The record is from RefSeq and is a predicted model, not a curated record. Lineage: Eukaryota; Fungi; Microsporidia. The coding region runs from base 1 to 231 and encodes 76 amino acids.
AUGUACAGAGACACAAAAAGAGAAAAGUCCGUGCGAGAGGUCGUAGAGGCCUUGAAGGAGUCCGGGCGGUACGAGAAGAUUGUUUCUGGCGUGAAGAAGGAAAUUGAAAAUGCAACGUCCUCUGCAACUCUUACAGAAAAGUUCGCAAAAGCGUGCGAGAUUAUCCAGUCUCUCCUCACGGAGGAAGACGCAGAGCUAAUCGAGGGAAUUAUCCAUAAAAAUGCAGAAUAG